AUGGCCAUUACUGUUAAUGAACUUCCUGAGUGCCAAAACCGUCCACAAAAUGACAACUAUAAUGUUGGCGACAGUUAUAAAGACUCCAAAACUCUAUUUCUCGAGUACGAAGAGAGUGGUGACUACUGCGGUACUAGGGUGAGUUUACACUAUCUGGACGAACAACAACAAUAAAUUUUAUACAACUAAUACAAAUUACGUUUCCAUGGCAUCAGAAAGAGAAUUGCUCAGAAUUUCAAGUCAGUUAGUCACUGGGGGGGGGGGGGGUGCAUGCAAAACGAAAAUUCUUAUUGUCUAUUUUAAAAGAACUUUAAAAACAAUCGAGUAAAUUCUUGUGCAGUUUUUCGUUCCGUUGUUCGUCUUCGAGAUAUUUCAAUGACGCGUGUCAAGGUCUCUACGUCAUUGGUGAUUGAUUGUCUGGAAUUGUUACUACCUAUAAUUACUCAUCUAGUCAAUAGUUCGCUUAUCAAUGGAUAUUUUCCAACUGAUUGGAAAGAGGCUCUAGUAAAACCCCUUCUAAAAAACCCAGGACUAGCUGCUUUGUUCAACCAUCUGCGUCCGAUCAGUAACUUGCAGUUUAUCUCUAAACUAGUUGAGCGAGCAGUUUAUGAUCAGAUCUAUGACCAUUUGAUGUUGCAUGAUUUAUUCCCGGAGUAUCAGUCCGCAUACAGGCAAGGAUAUAGUACUGAGACCGCCCUUCUGAAGGUCCAAAACGACAUACUUUUGAAUAUGGAUUGUCAGCAGGUUACCCUUCUUGUUCUUCUGGACCUUAGUGCAGCGUUCGAUACUGUCGAUCACAGCAUUUUAUUGCACCGAUUGGAAACAUCUUUUGGGAUUACAGGAACUGUGCGAAAGUGGUUUGAAUCCUACCUAUCUGGACGAUGUCAGCGAAUAGCAUUUAAAGAUGGAAUCUCUGACAUUUUUCCAUUAACGUGUGGCGUACCUCAGGCCUCAUGUUUGGGACCGCUGCUUUUUACCAUGUAUGCAAGUAAACUAUUUGAUGUUAUUAAAGAACAUUUACCAACUGCGCAUGCAUAUGCUGAUGACACGCAGCUUUAUUUGUCGUUUAAACCAGGGAACGGUGCGAGUGAGGAAGAGAGUAUCGCAGCGAUGGAGACAUGCAUUAAGGCAGUACGUACGUGGAUGACUAAGGACAAAUUGAAACUGAAUGAUAAGUAUGAUAGUAAGACUGAGUUUUUGAUUAUCGGUACAAGGCAACAAUUAAAAAAAGUGAACAUUGUCUCGCUUCCUGUAGGCGAUGUCAACAUUACACCGGUAGCAUCUGCUAGGAAUUUGGGGACUGUGUUUGAUAGCAAUCUGUGUUUGGUACCCCAUAUCAACAAUACACUAUGAUGUAGACAAGCAUUUUUCCACCUACAUAAUAUUCGCAGAAUUAGAAAAUAUCUCUCCGUUGACGCAACUAAAAUCUUAGUCCAUGCCUUUAUCAUGGGAAGAGUGGAUUAUUGUAACAGCCUUCUCUAUGGUCUUCCAGCAAAGUCUGUAAAUAAGUUACAACGUGUACAGAAUGCGGCAGCCCGGCUGGUUUCCGGUGCUUCUCGUUUCAAUCACAUUACUCCAGUUUUAUAUGAGCUCCAUUGGCUGCCUGUCCAGGAGAGAAUAAUCUUUAAGAUAUCUGUAUUGACUUUUAAAGCAAUACAUGGAUUAGCGCCAUCAUACAUUAGUGAAAUGGUAACAGUUAUGAGACCAAGUAGCUAUCAGCUGCGCAGAAAUAAGGAACUAUUGAUAGAGCCAGCUAAUAACAGAAAUACGAAGAAGACUUUAGGUGAUAAAGCUUUUAGUUUUGCAGCUCCUACAGUUUUUAAUGCCUUGCCGCAUUUUAUCAGACGAGAUAGUAAUUUUAAUAGCUUUAAGUCUUCAUUGAAAACAUAUCUUUUUCAAAUUGCAUAUUGUACAUAGAUUUAUCCGCUUAUCUUAGCAUAUGUAAAUAUUAUUACUAUUACUAUAUCUUUGUUACGCGCAUUUGAUCAUAUUCUCAUGUAAAUUUGCGCGAUAUAAAUAUUAAAUUAUUAUUAUUAUUAUUAAAUAUAUACCUGAUGAGUUUCCUGAAAAUGUUAUAUUGUUGUUAGGCCAUAUAAAAAAAAUAGUUGGUUAGCGUCCUUAGCUUUUGCCAAAAAGUGGGCGGGCGGGCGCUUUUUUUUAAUUUUUACGAAUUUUUAACGCCUUGGUUUUACUCACUGUUAGGUCCGAAACUGGAUUUUCUUGCGCAGUACAGAUAUGUUUUUAUAUAUUUCAAAAUAUAAUUCAUACCGUCAUUUUCGCACGCAAUUUCGCAAAUUAUUAACACAAUUGACUACAGUCAACAGAAAUACUACAUAUAUUAGAGCCCGUUGAUCAAUAAAAGUCGGGUUUUUUUAAAUAAAAAAUAAAAAAAAAUCCUGAGCGGGGCCUUUUUUGUGGGCGUACGGGGACGCUAACCAACUAUUUUUUUUUAUGUGGCCUUAUGAAAUACAAUUACUAGAGAAUCCAGGCAUUUGAUGUUGUAGAACAACUCAAAUAACUAUACACAGAGUUCUAGGGAGUACGGAUGCAUGUUUCCCGGAUAUUUUUGAAAUUUUAAUAUCUGAAAUGGCAUUUCCUUCGUUCUGGGGACUGAAGAUUUCAAAUUACCCGCUAAAACUCGAUACAGCACAUCUUCAAGAUAUCUGUUCACAUGAACUUUUUGAAGUAUCUUUAAAUUCGCGUUUCGUUUUAAUUCAGAUAAUUCAAUUCGAUAAUUCGUUCCAUAUCCGAACAGCUCAAUUUUUGCCCGAAAUGAAUGCAUCAAUUUGCUGACUUAUUUAGGAGGGGGGAUGACCAUCAUGUCGUCUCCCUACCACAUUAUUACCUUUGGGAAUUUAUCUAUAAAUGCGCGCAAAUAAUAAAUACGUAUUUUAACUUCUGUAGCCAUCUACGACACCAGUACCUGAAUAUAAGCCUGCGACGAAGGAAACUAAAUCGCAGAUAUCUAUAUUUGGUAAAAUUACGCGAUAUCUGCGGCAGAAAAUCUUCGCUGACGACCACGAGCAAGUAUCUCCGCAUUACAAACGAUUAUUCCAGCGCGUUGGAGCCGACACUGAGCAGCACAAAUUUCAAGAUCCCGGGAAACGAAAUGGGCACACCUCAGAGCCGGACGAACUCGACUUCGCACCCGACGAGCAAGUAUAGAAGAAUCCGUACGAGGAACGAUAACAAAGAUUGCACAUGAACUGAAGCUUUUUGUAGAUUACUAGAAAUAGAACAGUAGACGAACAGAAAUAAGAACUGCAGACUGCAUUAGUUAAGUUUAUAAUGACUUUAUAUAAGGCCUUAAUUUUAGCGUAGAACUAAUUGAACUAUAUUGUUGGACCAGGAACUGGUCCCCAAUUGCUGCUAAUCUUCUUCUUGUUGACGCUCUUA
Messenger RNA from Paramuricea clavata, 3396 nucleotides. The record is from the annotation of a GenBank genome assembly. NCBI's taxonomy places the organism in Eukaryota, Metazoa, Cnidaria, Anthozoa, Malacalcyonacea, Plexauridae.